AUGCCCGUCGAGGAAGACUACGAUGCGCGCGCCCUAGCCCUGCCUUUGGACGACGACGAGUCUCCCGAACGAAGCCCCAGCCCCAUCUGGAGUCGCCGCUCACACUCGAAUUCAUUCCGCCAGAACAGACCGCACUCUGCAGGUCAUGCGCGGCCACGGUCCCGGAUACGGACGCUGGUGGACAACUACAACAAGCUCAACCACCAGUUCAUGAGCCGAUAUGAGAAGCUGUCGCCAUUCAAGAAAGUCUUGUUCUCAGUGGGGGGAAUAGUCCUAUUCGUCUUGUCAAUAUUGUUCCUCGUAUACAACGAGAAGAUAUUCCACGCCUUCUUGCCCGCCGCGAAGAAGUGGAGAGACAUCACCGCUGGCUGGCUGAUACUCUGGGCCCUGAUCUUCAUCGUAUCGUUCCCGCCAUUGAUCGGCUACUCCAGCCUCCUGACCAUUGCCGGCUUCGUCUACGGCUUUCCAAACGGCUGGUUCGUCGCCGCAACCGCCACCGUAGCCGGCUCCACCGCCUCAUUCCUCGCCUCGCGCUCCCUCCUCAAAAACAUGGUCCACCGCCUCGUCGCGCACGACAAGCGCUUCGCCGCGCUCGCCCUGACGCUCAAACACGACGGCCUCAAGCUGCUCAUCAUGAUCCGCCUCUGCCCGCUGCCCUACUCCCUCUGCAACGGCGCUAUCGCUACCUUCCCCACCGUCUCCGCUGCCUCCUACGCCCUCGCCACCGCAAUCGUCUCCCCGAAGCUCCUGCUGCACAUCUUUAUCGGCGCGCAGCUCGCCAUCAUCGCCGAGAACGGCGGCAAGAUGGAUGCGAAGAGCAAGGCGCUGAGCUACGUGAGCAUAGCGAUUGGCGGCGUCGCAGGCGUCACGACAGGGUGGUUCAUGUACAAGAAGACGAAGGAGCGGGCGGCGCAGUUGGAGGCUGAGGAGCGCGCGGGCGUGAGGCGCAUGUCGAUUGAGGAAUUGGAGAACGAGUAUGCGGAUGAUCCCGCGGCGCUGGAGGCGGCGGAGACGCUGAGGGAAGACGACGACGAUAUUAGUCUGCGGACGGGCUGGGGUGAUGAGUACCAUGAUGAUGUUACCGAUGCGGAGGACGAUGCGCUGGAGAUCCCGGACGAUCCUUUUGGCGCGGGGGAUGCUGAGAGGGAGGACGACGGAACCAAGAAGUAG
Messenger RNA from Paraphaeosphaeria sporulosa, 1170 nucleotides. RefSeq names its product golgi apparatus membrane protein-like protein tvp38. The transcript is spliced from 2 exons. Gene Ontology annotation, biological process: vesicle-mediated transport; mitotic spindle elongation. The coding region runs from base 1 to 1170 and encodes 389 amino acids. Lineage: Eukaryota; Fungi; Ascomycota; Dothideomycetes; Pleosporales; Didymosphaeriaceae. The record is from RefSeq and is a predicted model, not a curated record. Gene Ontology annotation, cellular component: Golgi membrane.